AUUGAAAACCAGGCAGGCCAUAGGCAAGCGUGUUUACCAAUAACUCAUCCACCCACUCCACUCUUCAGCCACCAGCCCACCGUCUGCCGUCACAGCCCCUCGCCGGAGCAGGAAGCAACACCUUCUGUUCACUACUACAAUAAUGGGCAAUAGCUACCAAAACUUCCUACCGAAAAGAGCAGUGGCAAAUUUAUCUAAGCUAAAUACAAAUAAGCUUUUAGUGUGGUAGCAAACUAGCAACAUGAAAUUUUAAUCAGGUCGCGCUAAACCUCCCCUCCGCCCGUACGACCUCUAAAUGAAAAGUUUAUAAGGGUUUUGUGUGUAUCAUUCAACAAUCGAACAAAUCAAUCGCUAGAAGUAAUCGGUACAGAUCAAUCGCUAACGAGAUUGCGACUUAAGCCAGAACCUAUCCAUCGGAGUUCCUGUACGAUUAUGUAAGCCUGCGUGCUUAAAGCGUGAAGCGAUGAAGCGUUUGGAAAAGCGCUUUUUUCGGUCUGAAGCGUCAUAACACAUGAAGCGCUUUGAGGCGAGCUUUAAGCGCGAUACCCCAAUCUGCAGGCCGGUCAAGGGGGUAAUAGGCCGCAGCAAGGUGGUGCGCCUUACAUGGGUCAUGGUCGCUAGAUUCCACCAAGUUUUUGUUUUCGACGCCGCUGAAUCUUUAGAAGGUUUCACAAGUACUCAACGGAAGGGCAAGAGGAGUGGUGGUAGCACCAACAACGAUUGCGUCACGGUUCAUUGGACCUACAUGGAAGGGUGCUGUUAUAAUUUCAUUUGUGUGGUUUUUGCAUCGAUGGAAAACAAAUGUUAUCACACGUGCGUUGGUAAUGAAGUAUGUAGAGGGUGUUGACCGUGAUAAGCUGUUGACUUUGGACAAGUUCUCUUCUGUUGGCGUGUUUGUCCUUGAUGGUAUGGCUUUAGCUGAGGCCUGUUGGGUUAAAUAUGAAGGUUUUCUUGAGGAGAAGUAUGGGAAAGAACAUAAUAAACAUCCAAAAUUUGACAAAGACUUGUGGUCACGAGCCGAGGGCAAGAAGAAAGGAAAAGUGUACGGGUUAGGCAAUGAUAGUGACCCGUGUGUACAUAGGAGAGAAGACCCUAAGAUUGAAAAGUUGAACUUAGUUAUCAUGGAGCUCGUUAAGGAAAAAGAUGAAGAAAAAGAAAGGUUCAAUGGAAUUAUUGCGGGGUUGUUGGCUGACAAAGAAAAAGAUAAGGUGGAUAAAGAUGCGUUGCUUGAUAGGAUGUCACAAAUUGAAGCUAUGUUAACAGCUACAGUUCGAAAAUAGGCUAUAAACACUUGGUUUUGAAUGUUUACAUGUUUAUCUUAUUAGAAUGAUUUUAGUUGGUUUAUAUUUUAGUUGGUAUUUUUCAUAUGCUUUUAAAAACAAGAUGUUUUAUAUAAUUAUGGGAUUUUAUUAGACUUUUUUUUA
This is a messenger RNA of Helianthus annuus (common sunflower), 1424 nucleotides long. RefSeq lists its product as uncharacterized. NCBI's taxonomy places the organism in Eukaryota, Viridiplantae, Streptophyta, Magnoliopsida, Asterales, Asteraceae. The record is from RefSeq and is a predicted model, not a curated record. The transcript has 7 exons. The coding region runs from base 825 to 1280 and encodes 151 amino acids.